Canis lupus familiaris (dog) is the source of this 5122-nucleotide messenger RNA. It is a transcript of the gene CALCRL, whose product is annotated as calcitonin receptor like receptor. NCBI's taxonomy places the organism in Eukaryota, Metazoa, Chordata, Mammalia, Carnivora, Canidae. The record is from RefSeq and is a predicted model, not a curated record. The coding region runs from base 884 to 2272 and encodes 462 amino acids. Gene Ontology annotation, molecular function: calcitonin receptor activity; calcitonin gene-related peptide receptor activity; adrenomedullin receptor activity. Gene Ontology annotation, biological process: adenylate cyclase-activating G protein-coupled receptor signaling pathway; cell surface receptor signaling pathway; angiogenesis. The transcript has 17 exons. Gene Ontology annotation, cellular component: plasma membrane.
AUCUGAUGUCUGUCUGUUCACGCUGCUGCUCCUCGCUCCAGCCCCCCGCGGGAGAGGAGGGCUGCCUGCCUGGGGUAUGCUAUUUGGGGAGGAAAGUAACCUAACACUAACUGCAGGCGGGGUCAGAGUGAUGUAACAGGAAGCUCUGAUGUUUCCCUUCGGCUGCUGAGCACUUACAAUGUGACAACACUUGCAAUCUCCUCAGAACAACCCUGUCUCUGCAGCAGAGAGAAUCACCUCCUGAUCUGGGGACAUCGAGCUCUGCUAACCGGACCCCAGCCUGUCUGCGGGGUCACCUGGCAAGGCUUUGCCUCUUCCUCACCUUGCCCGGGGCGGGGGGUGAACCUCUUCUGCGGAAUCUCAGAAAAUCAAAUUCCAUCCUGAGACUAUUUCACCAAGAAUUUCCCUAGAAGCUGCGCCGGGGUUCUACGAUGAUACACCAACCACUUGUGCUGCCACCUGUCAAAACUUUGGAUGGCCCUACUUUCAGGUUUUGCACCUGCCCCGUUUAUCUGCGACUACUGACCCCUGGCCUCGCCGGCCGUUAGCGGGCAAAUAAGACCCAGCAGCUGAUAACGCACCGGGUGGCCCGGGCCGGCGUGUGCAGAACAUCAAAGCCUCGGCUUCCGCCCGCGGUGAAGAGCGAUGGACUGAACCGCAGGUCAUGACCCUUGGAUUGAAGAAAUUCUUCAAGACAAUGUCCAAUAUGAUCCGAGGGAAAAUGUGAUUUGAGUCUGGAGACAAUUGUGUAUAUCAACUAAUAAUAAAAGCUCAGCAUAAUUGAUAGAAGACAAACAUUAUCGUGAAGAUUGCUACAGUUAAAAGGAAACGCUGUGUCUAGUUUGUUUUAUAUUAUAUAGCUUAUUUCUUUUUGGCUUCAAAGAUGGAGAAAAAGCGUUUCCUGCAUUUCCUGUUAAUCUUGCCUUUUUUUAUGAUUCUCGGCGUAGCAGAAUCCGAGGAGAACAUUGAUGACUUAAUUCAGUUGGGUGUCUACACUAGAAAUAAAAUCAUGACAGCUCAAUACGAAUGUUACCAAAAAAUUAUGCAAGACCCUAUUCAACAAACAGAAGGCAUUUACUGCAACAGAACAUGGGAUGGUUGGUUAUGCUGGAAUGAUGUUGCAGCUGGAACCGAGUCCAUGCAGCACUGCCCUGAUUACUUUCAGGACUUCGAUCCAUCAGAAAAAGUCACAAAGAUCUGUGACCAAGAUGGAAACUGGUUUAGACAUCCAGAAAGCAACAGAACAUGGACAAAUUAUACCCAGUGUAACGUUAAUACACACGAGAAAGUGAAGACUGCACUGAACUUGUUCUACUUGACUAUAAUUGGACACGGAUUAUCUAUUGCUUCCCUGCUUAUCUCGCUUGGCAUAUUCUUUUAUUUCAAGAGCUUAAGCUGCCAAAGGAUUACCUUGCACAAAAACCUCUUCUUCUCUUUUGUUUGUAACUCUAUUGUAACGAUCAUUCAUCUCACCGCCGUGGCCAACAACCAGGCGUUAGUGGCCACAAAUCCUGUCAGUUGUAAAGUGUCUCAGUUUAUUCAUCUUUACCUGAUGGGCUGUAACUACUUCUGGAUGCUCUGUGAAGGCAUUUACCUCCACACUCUCAUUGUGGUGGCGGUGUUUGCGGAGAAGCAACACCUGAUGUGGUAUUAUUUUCUCGGCUGGGGAUUUCCACUGAUCCCCGCCUGUAUACACGCGGUUGCAAGAAGCUUGUAUUACAAUGACAACUGCUGGAUCAGUUCUGAUACUCAUCUCCUCUACAUUAUCCAUGGUCCGAUUUGUGCUGCUUUACUGGUGAAUCUCUUUUUUCUAUUAAAUAUUGUACGUGUUCUCAUCACCAAGUUGAAAGUCACUCACCAAGCGGAAUCCAAUCUCUACAUGAAAGCCGUGAGAGCGACGCUUAUUCUGGUGCCAUUGCUCGGCAUUGAGUUCGUGCUGAUUCCGUGGCGACCUGAAGGAAGGAUGGCCGAGGAGAUCUAUGACUACAUCAUGCACAUCCUCAUGCACUACCAGGGUCUUUUGGUUUCUACAAUUUUCUGUUUCUUUAAUGGAGAGGUUCAAGCAAUUCUGAAAAGAAAUUGGAAUCAAUAUAAAAUCCAAUUUGGAAACAGCUUUUCCCAUUCAGAUGCUCUUCGUAGCGCAUCUUACACAGUGUCAACAAUCAGUGAUGGUACAGGUUAUAGUCAUGACUGUCCUAGCGAACACUUAAAUGGAAAAAGCAUCCAUGAUAUUGAAAAUGUUGUGUUAAAGCCAGAAAAGCUAUAUGAUUGAUAAUUGAGGGACUACUGCUUAACUAUUUUGUGCCACUCCUAAUUAAAGGACUUGGAUCCAUGACUUUACAACCAGAAGACUUCAACAUUAAAUGAAUUUCUUGAAUGCCACAAAGAAAACCCGCACAUCGAUUCAGUAGUGUGUUGUCAAAUGUUGAACAUCUAGCUCUUUGGGGGAAAAAAAAAAUCCUGAUCUGUAAUAUUUUCCAGUUUCUAUGGUAUAUUCCCACCAUGGCUGAUUUCAGGCUACCAAUUUGACUUUACCUAAUGUGAAAUUGGGAAAAUACGAGCACAGUCAACUCAUACAGGCUGGUAUGUGUCAGCUCUAGUACAACACUGCAUGAAUUCACAGACAAAUAAGACUAAAAGUUCAUACACACCGUGGGCGCGAUUCUACUCUUGUUGACUAGAGAGCUAGCUAAGGCCUACGGACUCAGAGGAAAAAUUAACUUUUCAUUUGUGCGUUUUUAAAAUCUUUCUCCCAUAUUCAUUGGUGCAGUUUUUUUUUUUUAGCACAGCAAGUAUUCUAGCCCUUUUUCUAGUGACACUUUCCAAUGGACUUGAUAAAGAAGUAACCAUUUCUGUUGACUUACCCUUUUGUCUCCAAGAAAAGUGAUUGAGCGGAACUGCUAUUGGCUACUCAUUGGCUGAUAUUUCACAGUUAUAUCCAGUUCAUAUCUGUUUUUUUUAGAUUAGAUGAAUAGGAUGUAGGACGUGCAAUCCUACUUUGGUAUCGUUAUGGAGACGUGUUAGUUGAUGUUACAAACACCUUCUCAGCUACUUUCCUAUCUUACUACACAAGUGGAAGGGAGUCAGUUUCCCUGUACCUGUAAAUAGAAGUGUUGCCCCUUCCAUUUCUACUGUGUAGACAACCUAGCAAUUAUUUUACAUGAAGGAAAUCAGUGAAGGAUUUCUUACUUUCUUGGAAAUUUGUAAAAAAAAAAAAUUGUUGUGAAAAUAAGCUUGUAAAUACUCUGUUGUUCUAUUUUAUAGUCUCAAAUCAAAUACAUACAAUCUAGGUAAGUUUUUAAAAGAACAAAUGCAUAAUGUAACAAUGUAUGCUUGUUAAUAUCUGAUACUGUGUCUGGGCUGAUUUUAUAAUAAAAUAGAGUCUGGAAUUCUAUAUUUGGUAAAUAUUUUAAAGACAACCAGAUGCCAGCAUCAGAAGUUUGUUUGAGAACCAAGAAAAUGGAAAUAUCUAUGAUAAGAUAUAAAAUAUUUAUUAAAAAAAAACUCAAGGCCAUUGUUUUAUUACAUUAGCUUAGGUGACUCUUUCAUAACUUAAUAAUAGAUAUGCUUGACAUAUUUCUCCUUUUAUUUUGACGAUGAACUUGCAUUCUAAUCUAGAAGCUUUAAAGGAUUCCUAAGUAAUAAAUGCCAAUCUGCCACUCUUAUGGUUUUUAUACCAUUAAAAUAUUACUUUUCUCUUACUGUAUAAAUAUAUAUGGCUUUGGAAAUAUUCCAGAUUAUUUUUUUAAAAAAAAGACCUAGAAAAAAUAUAUAUAUAUUCCCCAAUACUUUACUAGAGCUACCAUACUACACAAUACUAAAAAUCAGUGAAAGACUUGAAUAUAUCAGUGAAGAAGAAUUGUUAUCAGAACAUUUAAGGACUAAUUAAGAUGAAAGCAAGCCUUGCUAAUGAAUUAAAGUGACAUUUAAAUAGGAUUCAGUUUCCCUAAUGUUAUUUUCCACUCAAAUUUCUGAAAAACAAAAAUCCCUUUAAUUAGUAAAAGUCAAUUUGAUUAGAAAUCACUUUAUGUUUGUGUAUGUGUGUUAAUUUGCUUAAAAUGGAUUAAACUAAUGACUUGGUAAUCAUAGUUUCUUUCUUAAGCUGUCAAUAGAGCGUGAGUUCAGAAGUCAUUUGAAAUUGUCCAGGAAAAUUAUCUAAAUUAGUGAGAAUUAACUAAUGUCGAUAGUUUUAUAAUUUAUCUGUGUACAUGCAAAGAUUUUGCUGUCAGUGUCAGAUUUAUGGAUUUUAUAGCAAACUGUCUUAAGAAGGAAUGCAGGCUGUUCUCUACUUACUACUGUCCAAAUUAUACAAAAAUUCCUUUAAAUAAACUCAUUUUGUAGCUUAUUAUUCAAAGACACAGAUUCAAAUCCUUCGCUUGAUAAGGUGCACAUAUUUCCACAUUCUUCCAGACAAACUGUCAAGUCUCAACCAUAAGUUACAGUAGAAAAUUUCAAAUUCUCCAUGGGCAUUCUAUUUCUAAAUACUGUAAUUUUCCAGUAUUUUUUUAUUGUGAUUUUAUCAUAUUAAGUUCAGAUCAGAUUUCCUUUCUGACCGAGAAUUAUCUAUUGCAGUCUUCAGGUGAAAGCAUCCAAUAAUUACUCAGUGUUAGUUUUAUACCCAUAUUUUUUUACGAGUAAUAUUUUUAAAUAUAAGACUUCUCUAAAGCAGAAGUGCUAAUUAAGAUCUCCUUUAUGUCUUACGAAGAAAAGAUAAAAUCAAUACUUUUUAAGAGGAAACUUUUUUGGUAUCUAAAGACUAAUUAGGGGAAUUUCUAACUUUCAAAAUAUAGAUCUAUUUUUCUGUAAGUACUUGUGAAAGUCACAUUUUAAUUAAAAAAAAUUCUAAUCUGUCCUUUUUUUAAUUUUCUAAAGUUAUUUUCCAGUGCACUUAUUUGUAAAAUAUCCAUUCUGGAACUUGGUGUUUGCUCAAGUGUAAUCCAGUGUACAUAGAAUUAGUGGUAGGCAUAGUGCUGUAAUUACUGCUUAAUAAUUUUUUAAAAUGUGAACUUAUUUUAAUUUCUUUGGGUUUUAAUCUGCUAAUAGAAACCACCAUUUCUUUUAUCUGUAAGUCAUAAACAAGAUAUUCUGAUCAAUUAAAAUAAAUCAUGUUAUGCCGACUUAA